Schizosaccharomyces osmophilus is the source of this 543-nucleotide messenger RNA. It is a transcript of the gene spc3, whose product is annotated as signal peptidase subunit Spc3. Gene Ontology annotation, biological process: protein targeting to ER. Gene Ontology annotation, cellular component: signal peptidase complex; membrane. The coding region runs from base 1 to 543 and encodes 180 amino acids. The record is from RefSeq and is a predicted model, not a curated record. The transcript is spliced from 3 exons. Lineage: Eukaryota; Fungi; Ascomycota; Schizosaccharomycetes; Schizosaccharomycetales; Schizosaccharomycetaceae.
AUGUUAUUAGACACGACAUCAAAUCGGGCCAGUGCUUUUUUCAGCAAACUGUCUUCUGUGUUUGUGCUUUUAUGUGCAAUUAUUACAGUCCAAAAUAUUGUGGAAACACCCAGUGCGGAGCAAAUUCAUCCAGCUAAUGUUCAUUAUGCUAAAUACAAACCAGCCCGAUUUUACCAUGCCUUUCAUAACAAGAAGCAGAAUUACGCUCAAGUCAAAUUUGACUUGGAUGCCGAUUUUUCAAACCUAUGGACUUGGAAUACCAAGCACGUUGUUGUCUACUUGGUAGCGUCCUACCCGACAGAAAAGCAUGAUUUGAAUGAUGUUGUAGUUUGGGAUCGCAUAUUGUCAACGCCGGACGAGUCCCAUUUGCAAGUGAAGAAUGCACUUUCGAAUCUACAUGCACAUCCAUUUAACGAGUAUAGCAAUGAUUUUAGUAACUUGGAAGCAAACUAUACAAUGCAUUGGACGGUGUCUCCAAAACUAGGAUUUUUGACGUGGGGCUCUGGAAUUUCGUCUUUGGCCGUACCUUUUACGAAGAUUUAA